AUGCAGCUUUUUGGUAUUGCAAUCUUAAUGGCGUCAGCCCUGAUCUCGAGCAGUAAUGGUGCACCUGUGCAACUAGAAACUCGGUCGCUGGAUGUCACCGCAAAAUACGAUUGGCCAUCUGUGAGGGCCCGAUCUACAGAUAUUGCUACUGAGGCUGAAAAGCCCCAAGUUAAACCUCGAGCCCUGGAAGCCACUGGAAAAUACGACUGGCCAUCUGUGAAGGCCCGAUCUGCGGACACUAUUAGUGAGGCUGAGGACCCCCUAAUUGAAGCUCGAGCCCUAGAUGUCACUGGAAAAUACGACUGGCGGGCUGUGAGAGCCUGA
Molecule: messenger RNA, 324 nt
Organism: Penicillium griseofulvum
Lineage: Eukaryota; Fungi; Ascomycota; Eurotiomycetes; Eurotiales; Aspergillaceae
Exons: 2
Coding region: 1-324 (107 amino acids)
Source: RefSeq, a predicted model, not a curated record